ACCUCAAUUAAUGAAGCAAAGCUCUACUUCAAUCAAAGCUUUAUUAGUCCAAAACAUCUGGACAAAACUACUCAGAUAUUGCGAAACUUUAAGGUUCAGCUAGAACCAUGGCUUUCGCUUGUUAACAGCCUUAAUCACUCGUCGAUCCUCACAAAGUUGAAGUCACCUAAGCAGACUUUGACUCAGAUUAAUUUGGCCACACCUGUUGGAGCAGUGUGGACAAGGGCUCAGACGCAAGCAGACAGCAUUCUUCGGUCGGUCAAACACACGGAACGGCAUAUUGUUUCUAUGAUAAACAAUACGGCGAGACACCGCGGGGAUAUGGUGGUCAAUGCCAUUGGAGGAGUUUUUGUAUUCGUUCUCUUUAUUGCCUUUAUUUUGGUUGUUGGAUUGUGUCGCAUCGCCGUAAAGUCGAUUACCAAAGGCAAAGUCAGAAGCGCCAAGAAAACAGCAAAUGCUUGUUACUCAAGCGUUAGCUGCCUCUCUGUCUUCUCAAUAUUUAUUUUCCUGAUUGUAACCACCUUGGUUAUUUGCACGAUGUUCGUGAGUUCGGCUCUUUACACUGAAGGGUGCGUCUACCUUCAAGAAGAGGGCCUGGAAAAGUCGGAUUAUGUUCUUAGGGGCUAUUUGCGUAGCAUCUGGCCAAAUAUUGGAGCCCUCGCUGGCAUGCCUGUUCCAGGAAAUCUUCUGCGAGCCAUUAUUCAGGACUGUGGAAUGACGGAUACUGGCCUGUUAGCAUUGAUUGGAUGGACAAAUCUGGCCAACCUUUACAAUCUUGCCCAAAAUUCAGAUAUAAAUGUUGACAUUCUACAUGGCCAAGAAAAUCUACACAAUCUUCUGUUUAAGAAUGACCAAAUACCAAGUGUGGAAGGUAUACUUAGCUUGAACAACUGGGUCAACGAGCUCUCUGUAAUCGAAACAGAAGCCUUGGGCUUGAUCAAGGAGUUUGACCCUAACAAGCUGGACAUUGACCGGUUGGAUCAAAUUUAUAAUUUGUUGGGCACCUCUGAGGCUGCAUUGCCCACAAAUUCAUCGGUCAUCAAGGCCUUCUACAAGCUUCGGGAAAAAGCCCCUGAAAUCCGCAACAAUCUUAAAAAGAUUGUGGAAGAUUUGAGAAACUCAACCAACUCAAGUGCAUUGACUGCCGACAUCUACGCUGAAUUGCAAUUUCGUCUUCUGAGUGAAUUUGAGCCCGUCACGUCAUCAUACACAAGCAGGCUCUUCCCAUGCAAAAAGAUGAAAUACGCCGUUAUAAACCUCGUUGACACAGUCUGCAGAAACGAAGGCCUUCUUCCACGCCUUUACGUAUGGGGCUUGCUCGUUUGGAUAGAAUUAAUAGGAGUAUUUUUCACGUGCCUUUUACUAAUUGCAACUUCGUUAAUCAGCGAUGCACAGGCAUUGUCCCAAGCCUACCAUUAA
Molecule: messenger RNA, 1419 nt
Organism: Mesocestoides corti
Lineage: Eukaryota; Metazoa; Platyhelminthes; Cestoda; Cyclophyllidea; Mesocestoididae
Source: the annotation of a GenBank genome assembly